UCUAAAGCUAACAAGCUACAGUCAGUGGCCAGUUUUGUGAAGAUGACCGAUCAAAAAGCGGACAAUAUUAGCUCCAUCCCGAUUGAUGGCUACAGUAACUUAAGAAUUACAUCAAUAUGGACUUUUCUUAUGUCUGUGCAGUGGUCGGAGCCUUGGAUCAUCAGUUUGUUGGUGUUUCACGUUGUGUGUCUGAGUUUGACUGUAGUGACCUGCAGGUAUUACAGAGCUCAGAUCUGCCACUUCCUGCUCAUGGUUGGUUUGGUGUAUACUGCUGAAUAUGUGAAUGAGCUGGCAGCCAUGAACUGGAGGUCCUUUUCUAAUUUCCAGUACUUUGAUUCCAAGGGAAUGUUUAUAUCUUUGGUCUACUCGAUCCCUCUUCUGCUCAACACAGUCAUCAUUGUGAUGGUGUGGGUGUACAGGACCUUUUCCACCAUGACUGAACUGAAGACACUCCAGCUCAAGCGAAAGGCCCGCAGACAGAACAGAGAAAAGACUGACUGAGCUCUGAUAUUAUGUCCGUACAUGGGCUUUACUGGGAGGAAUUAGGAAUCCUUGUCUUUCCUAUGCUAAUCCUGAAUUUUGGUGGGAAAAAAGGAAGGCAGAUUCCUUCUGAUGACUGUUAAAAGGAUUGUUGGACGAUGUCAGUAAGGACUGGAAUGACUGUUGAAAGGUGCUGCUGAAUGCACUAUGAGAAUAAUGGGGACCAAGGGGUAUUUACUGUUUUGUAUUUAAUGUUGUUUUAAUGUGUGCUGAAUUGUACAGACUGGUGA
This is a messenger RNA of Scomber scombrus (Atlantic mackerel), 770 nucleotides long. RefSeq names its product transmembrane protein 18 (gene tmem18). The record is from RefSeq and is a predicted model, not a curated record. Bases 43 to 501 code for a protein of 152 amino acids. NCBI's taxonomy places the organism in Eukaryota, Metazoa, Chordata, Actinopteri, Scombriformes, Scombridae. Gene Ontology annotation, cellular component: nuclear membrane. The transcript is spliced from 5 exons.